GGGCAGUGAGGGCACACAUUUUGAUAAACCCUACAUCUCUCUGUACUGUAAUACUCCAAUUACAGUUACUUCCAAGUUCCAAGGCCGACUACUAGCGGAGCUUCGAUUCAAAGUGGAAGGCUUUCCAAGCCAUAGAGGGCUAGAGACUAAACGAGAGCAACUUCAAUGGCGGAAGAUGCAAUUCUAGGGUUCCUGGAAUCGAACGAUAAUAUAUCAGAUUCUGGCCAAUUCGCUGCCGACGUCGGAAUAGAUCAUAACGAAAUUAUCAAUGUCAUCAAGAGUCUCCACGGUUUCAGACUAGUUGAUGCUCAGGACAUUAAGAGGGAGAAGUGGAUACUUACCGGUGAAGGAAAAUCAUAUACUGUGGCGGGCUCACCCGAAGUGCAGCUCUUCUUGGCCAUACCACCAGACGGCAUUUCUCGAGAAGAAUUACAGAAAAAGGUUGAUCCUUCAGUUUACAAAAUAGGUUGUGCCCAGGCCAUAAAGAAUAAAUGGGUGGAGAUGGGGAAGCAGCUAGUUUCCAGAAAGGUUCAAAACAUUGAAGAUCGAGUCAAAGAUUUGCUUCUACAGAUACAAGAAGGAGAGGUUGUUGAUCAAGAGGAUAUUGAUGCUCUCAAAAGAAGGAAGCUUAUUGCCCCACAAACUUGGAAGGGCUACUCGCUGCAAAAGGGUCCUAACUAUGCUCCGAAAAGGAAGAAGACGGUCACAGAUUUGACUCGAGAACAUCUACAAAGGGGUGAUUGGAAGGAUUUAGAGUUUAAAGAGUAUAACUUCAGUGCUAAAGGCCCACCUGCAGAUGGCGGCUAUCUCAAUCCUCUGCUAAAGGUUCGAAAGCAAUUGCAAAAUAUCUUCCUUCAAAUGGGUUUUGAGGAGAUGCCCACAAAUAAUUUUGUUGAAAGCAGCUUUUGGAAUUUUGAUGCAUUGUUCCAGCCACAGCAACACCCUGCUCGUGAUUCACAUGACACCUUCUUUCUGAAUGUUCCUUCCACUACUAGGGAGCUGCCUGAAGCUUAUGUUGAGAGGGUGAAGCAUGUUCAUCAAGUUGGUGAUUAUGGAUCCAAAGGAUAUGGAUAUGAUUGGAAAAGAGAAGAAGCAAAUAAAAACCUAUUAAGGACCCAUACAACUGCUGUUUCCUCGAGGAUGCUUUACUUACUUGCACAACAGAAAACUUUCACCCCUAAAAAGUACUUUUCAAUUGAUCGUGUUUUCCGAAAUGAAGCUGUAGAUCGAACUCAUCUUGCAGAGUUCCACCAGAUUGAAGGUCUUGUAUGUGAUCGGGGCCUUACUCUUGGUGACCUUAUUGGAGUGUUGCAUGAUUUCUUUUCUCGCCUGGGUAUGUCAAAGCUGCGUUUCAAACCUGCUUACAAUCCAUAUACGGAGCCUAGCAUGGAAAUUUUCAGUUAUCAUGAAGGCUUCAAGAAAUGGGUGGAAAUUGGGAAUUCUGGCAUGUUUAGGCCGGAAAUGUUGCUGCCAAUGGGGCUACCAGAAGAUGUUAGGGUUAUCGCAUGGGGCCUUUCCCUUGAAAGGCCUACCAUGAUACUCUAUGGAAUCGAUAACAUCCGAGAUCUCUUUGGACACAAGGUGGAUCUUAAUCUCAUCAAGAGAAAUCCAAUUUGUCGCAUUGGAAUUGACUAGUGAGAACCUUAUAUAAGCAUUCAUCAUUCUUUUUGGGUUUGAGAAACAAACUUCAGGUGAAUCUGGGAAUCCAUUCAAUGAUGACAUACUCGGGGGGAUUUAAUCGCAUUGUGCAUUUGGUUGGGGUGAAAGAUGCAGAAUUAGCCUGAUGUUACAUGUCAUAAUUUGAUUAAAUUAAUACAUUAUUGGAUGAUGUUGAAUACAAAUUUGGUUGACAUGCCUGAGUGGCUUCCAUUAAACAUAGCCAUCUCAUUCUGAACUAUAUUGUUAGAGAAAAGCCAUUGGAAACCUAACACAGUGCAGUAGGCAGUACAUGCGGAUUACCGCCGCUUGUAGAGUUGUUAAUCUGUUCUGAUGUGGAUCUUGUCUGGUACUGAUGCUGAAAUUUUGUAGUGCUUAUUUGGGCACCAUACAAUCCUUCUUCCUACUUUGUAAGGCAAAAGUUUCUCUGGGGACUCUCUUUUGAAGGAUACCUCUAUCUCUAUUUGGUGCACUGUUCAUUCUUACCAUGAAGGUUGAUAUGACCAGUCUGGCCAUUGGAUUGAGCUUCCUUUUCUGUUUCAUUGUCAAUUGAACAUCUUUUUUCCCCUUGUGUAUUCCUUGUGUAUCUUAAAUCUUAAUGUUGACCAAAAAAUUCACUUUUUGAUUGUCA
Molecule: messenger RNA, 2287 nt
Organism: Macadamia integrifolia
Lineage: Eukaryota; Viridiplantae; Streptophyta; Magnoliopsida; Proteales; Proteaceae
Product: phenylalanine--tRNA ligase alpha subunit, cytoplasmic
Exons: 18
Coding region: 166-1635 (489 amino acids)
Biological process (GO): phenylalanyl-tRNA aminoacylation
Cellular component (GO): cytoplasm; cytosol; phenylalanine-tRNA ligase complex
Molecular function (GO): phenylalanine-tRNA ligase activity; tRNA binding; ATP binding
Source: RefSeq, a predicted model, not a curated record